Molecule: messenger RNA, 271 nt
Organism: Acaulospora colombiana
Lineage: Eukaryota; Fungi; Glomeromycota; Glomeromycetes; Diversisporales; Acaulosporaceae
Source: the annotation of a GenBank genome assembly
AGCGCAUACAGAAGAGACUGGGCUCGAUCCCUGGAUAAUGUCUGAAACUCCCGAACCCCCACAAAUCGAAAAGACUGAUAAUUGCCUUUCACAGGAUUGUGUUAUCAAAAUUUUCCAAGUUUCCGAAGAGAAAAGCUCAAUCCAUGAAGCAAACAUCGAAUGGAUCCUGAAGAAUUUUCGAUCAUUACAGAGGCAGAGAAAAAUAGGUGUACUACGGGAUGCUUCCGUGCUGACUUGGAGAGUGAUAUACACUUCUACCGUGGUGGAAUAA